AUGGGGGAAUAUAAACUGUCCGAUCUCAACGGUACCGCUGCAAUGCCAGAGGAGAAGCGUGGUGCAUGCUCAAAGAAAACAACAGCAGCAACAGCCACUACAACAGCAACGAUGACAACUACAGCAACCACAACAAUUACAACACCAGCCCCCGUCAUCAACUACCGCCUCCCUACAGCUGUCAAACCUUUCCACUACGUCCUUGAACUCCAACCUGAUAUAUUCACCUUUUACUUAGCAUCCACCCAGUUCUCGCCAUCUCAUGCGAGGAAAGCGUUCCCCUGCUUUGAUGAACCGGCUCUGAAGGCGACCUUUGACAUUACUCUGGUCAGGAAGACGACCACUGGACGGAACUACCGGACACUGUCUAAUACCGAAGUCUUGUCCAAUGAGAUCAGGGGCAACUAUACAGCUGAUACCUUUGCAACGACGCCGGUAAUGUCCACAUACCUCCUCGCCUUCAUCAUUUGUGACUUCGACCAGCUGGAAAACAAAACCUCAAACAUAACGUACCGGACGCUGGCACGUCCUAAUGCUAUACAACACGCCGGUCGGGCCCAGAAGUAUGGCAUGGAUUUGUUCGACUGGUUCGAGAAGACCUUCGACCCUGACUAUCCCAUCACCAAACUUGACAACAUCGCCAUCCCCAAUCUCGUGUUCGGCGCCAUGGAAAACUGGGGCCUCAUCACCUACAGGGAACGCCUUCUUUACGAAGAGGGCGUGUCAACAGCGUCUCAAGACAGCUGGGUUGCCGAAGUGAUCUCGCACGAGAUAUCUCACCAGUGGUUCGGCAAUAUUGUGUCACCCAAGUGGUGGUCCUGGCUCUGGCUAAAAGAGGCCUUUGCCUCUUUCUGGGGCUCCUUUGUGAUGGAGCUGUUCAUAGUGCAGUCGAUGUAUAUUGCGAUGUACAGAGACGGUAUGCAGACGUCGCACCCAAUGACGAACGACGUCGAGAGUAACGCUGAAGUGGAGCGCUCUUUCGACACAAUUACAUACAGCAAGCGAUAUUUGAAGAGACAUCAGUACGGCGUUGCAGAGCAAAAGGACCUGUUCGACGCUCUGACAGAGCAAUCUGUAGCUGAAGGCACCCCUAUCAACAUGACAGAGAUCUUUGAACCCUGGGUCACUCAGAUGAACUAUCCUCUGGUCACUGUCAAGGUCACAGGUCCUGGAACCAUCAACGUCCGCCAGGAACGUUUCCUCAACAAUAUGAGCUCCAACACUACCGGGGACACCGCUCCCUUUGGCUACAAAUGGACAAUCCCUAUCACAAUCGCCUCCAGCAAGAACAACAGCAACCUCAACAAUGUGUACAGCUACAACGACAUUGCAUGGUUGGCUACGACAGAAGAAGAGAAAGACAUCAGCGACCCAAUUAUCCCCGACCCUUCACAGGAGAACGCGUGGGUCGUCGUGAAUGGACAGCAGUCCGGUUUCUACAGGGUUAAUUACGAGGAGAGAAACUGGAUGGCCCUAAUUAAACAACUAGAGACAGACCACACGGUGUUUCCACCAGCGACCCGCGCACAGAUCAUAAACGAUGCAUGGACACUUCAAGAAGCCGGUGUCGUGAAGCUGAGGAUUGCCAUUCGUACUUUGAAUUUCCUCAAAAACGACGUCGACUAUGUCUCUUGGCAUGCGUUGUCACAACAUUCCAACAUCCUCGCCAGUGCUUUGCAAGGUAGUGAAUACUACGGCGCCUAUAUGGAAUUCAUGAAGGUCAGCGCCAACAAGACCUACAACCACUACAGGAUGAACAUACAAGCUGAUACUCUUCCAAUAGACGUAUUCCAGAUAACUCGCGGUGUCAACUAUGCCUGCGAAUAUGGACUCCAGGAAUGCGCGGACGAUGCUCUGAGGCUGUAUCGGGAGAUGAUGACGGACCCAGUCAAUAACAGGAUCAACCCCGACCUCAUGAGAUUUGUGCCCUGUAACGCUAUACGAUACGGGGGAAUGGCAGAAUGGAACUAUGCUUACAACCGAUACAAGGCCGAGGAUACUGCAGGAGAUGACAGCUUCGAAUGGUUCAACGCUCUCUCCUGCACGACACAGCCGUGGCUUUUACAAAGGUUGCUAGACAUGUCAUUGGACAAUACUACCUUCCGCUCUCUGGAUGCGUUUUUCAUCAUAUACAUCGUUUCCGGCAAUGCGGCAGCCAGGGAUAUAACCUGGAACUUCCUUAAGAACAACUUCCUGACUCUACAUGACAAACACGGCCGUUUCCGACUAGGUUCACUGAUAAGGAGUAUAGCAUCUGCUUAUAACAUGGGAUACCUUUUGAACGAGCUACAGUCAUUUGCCAACACCACCAUAGCAGAGGAGUAUCAGACUACAUUUCAGGAGGCCAUUAAGGCAACGCAGGCUAAUUUGGAUUGGCUGGAGACCAAUGGUGACGACAUCAAAGAGUGGCUCACAGAACAGGGUUUCGCAGAAUACCUGCCGUAA
Messenger RNA from Haliotis rubra (blacklip abalone), 2445 nucleotides. Its product is annotated as aminopeptidase N-like. The record is from RefSeq and is a predicted model, not a curated record. The transcript has 20 exons. Gene Ontology annotation, biological process: peptide catabolic process; proteolysis. Bases 1 to 2445 code for a protein of 814 amino acids. NCBI's taxonomy places the organism in Eukaryota, Metazoa, Mollusca, Gastropoda, Lepetellida, Haliotidae. Gene Ontology annotation, cellular component: cytoplasm. Gene Ontology annotation, molecular function: metalloaminopeptidase activity; zinc ion binding; peptide binding.